This is a messenger RNA of Drepanopeziza brunnea f. sp. 'multigermtubi' MB_m1, 540 nucleotides long. The record is from RefSeq and is a predicted model, not a curated record. Lineage: Eukaryota; Fungi; Ascomycota; Leotiomycetes; Helotiales; Drepanopezizaceae.
AUGGAGAUUAUCCCUCUUCCUGAAAUACUAACAUCAAACGUUUCCCAAGCAGCAGGGCCAAGCUUUCCAGAGCCCGAUAUACUACGUCGCAGGCGUGUAAACUGUGCAAGAAUGGUAUCAAUAACCGGAAAUGGAUGUCAGCUGCGCAGUCGCGCCACGUCGAAAGAAAACAAGAGCUCGCUUCAACCUCGGAAAAGGGGGAUCGGUUUCGGAUUAACAGAUCCACCGAGGUCAGCUGCUCUCCGAGUCUCCAUAGGUACUUUCUGGAAGAUCAAUGCACAUCACGAUUCCCCUGUCCCUUCAUCGCAGCCUGCAGGGACUCGACGAUGGCAUUUCUCCACCCAACCAAGCAUUGGCGUGAGAGCCGAGGAUCUCGCUCUCGGAUUCAAGAAUGCGAUGGCUCUCAGACAGGCUGAAAAGAAGAAGUUUGAUUGCCCCGAGCGCUCUGGGCUUACAUGGCCAUCCCAGACGUCCAUGGCCCAUGGCAGAUGGCAGAUGGCAAAUGCGAGAGAACAGAAAAAUACUACUACUUCCUCCUGA